AUGUCUGUUAUACAGGUCUCUAUGAAGGUCUCGUUUUAUCGCUAUCAGAGCCAGGCUUCUAAAAGCAACGCAGUGGCAGACAACUUUGGUGUUGGACUAGCUGCGACGUCAAGCAACUUCAACGCGGUUGUUCCCAAAGUCUCCACCAUCCCAUCAGAGGUUCCCGGUGCGGACUACGUCUACGUCAUGUCUGUCCGUACGGGAACCCAGCCUGAUGCCGGCACGGCGUCUGUGGUUGGGCUGAUGAUCACAGGGUCAGAGGGCAGGACAGCCAUGGUCACUCUCAACCCUGCAGGUUUGAUCCUAACCCGAGGUGGUGACACGUACCACAUCAUGACGACACCAGCCUCUAUCGGCGAGCUCCAGUCUGUACAGGUCUGGCACGACAGCUCCGGGAAGGGCGCCAUGGAGUCACUCUUCAUAGACAACAUCACAGUCUGGGACGUACAGACAUCACAAGGGUAG
Molecule: messenger RNA, 465 nt
Organism: Branchiostoma floridae (Florida lancelet)
Lineage: Eukaryota; Metazoa; Chordata; Leptocardii; Amphioxiformes; Branchiostomatidae
Product: polycystic kidney disease protein 1-like 2
Exons: 2
Coding region: 1-465 (154 amino acids)
Biological process (GO): detection of mechanical stimulus
Cellular component (GO): membrane
Molecular function (GO): protein binding; calcium channel activity
Source: RefSeq, a predicted model, not a curated record